This is a messenger RNA of Triticum dicoccoides, 1275 nucleotides long. RefSeq lists its product as uncharacterized. The transcript has 3 exons. NCBI's taxonomy places the organism in Eukaryota, Viridiplantae, Streptophyta, Magnoliopsida, Poales, Poaceae. The record is from RefSeq and is a predicted model, not a curated record. Bases 1 to 681 code for a protein of 226 amino acids.
AUGUGUGGGCCUCCACCGCUUUUUCCAACCCAUUCCCCUCCCCACUGCCUUCUCUCCUCGUCACUCUCGCCACUCCCCACUCCAAUCUCCAUCACCGCGCGGGACCUCGCCGACCGCCUCCGCUUCGCCGAGGUUGGUGGGGGAGGCCGGUUCCUGUUGCUGUUUCCAGAGACGACGACGGCGGGAAGCAGAGACUGCGCCUCAAGGUCUCCAACCGCCGAGCUGGAGAGUUGGUUGGGCGCGCGCGACGGCAGGCCGGGAGUCGACACCUCGCCGUCCGCCUCCACAUCAUCGAGGUUGGAGGGGGAGGCCGGGGACCAGCUGGUCGUCGUUGACGACGGGCAUAUUCGUGGUGCCCUAGCGCAUCUGCAGCUUCGCCGAUCUGCAUCACGCGCCGGAUCCGAUGGCCAUGGAACGGCAGCUCGCGCGCCUCCGCCUCUGUCUAUAGUCGGCAAUCCUGUUGUUGGUCGCUCGCAUCGUCGGCGUGAGGAGCGGGGAUCCUGGCUCGCCAGCGUUAGGCACGACAUCCUGUCAAUGGAGGCUUGCAACACGCCUGGCGCGAGCAUCGUGGUAGCGGGUCGGUGCUCCCGCCUGCGUGCUCCAUGCCGUUCAUGCUCCAACCAGCCCAAAGACACGGAUCUAGUGCAGCUCCACGGCGGCGUAUCAGCGGCGGGCUGCUAGGCGAGUGAGUUCCAUGACUCCAUCCAUCAUUUGUUUCCAGCGACUAGCAGAGGUGGCAGUUAUGGCUCUGGGGAGAGCGUGGGUAGCGGACUGUUCGUGUUAGCCAAUCCUUUGGUGUGUGGUAGAGCAGUAGCAUGACAUUUUUCUGAUAAAUCACACUUUCUAGAUGUCUAGGUCCUCCGACUCACAAACAUGGCAAAUUCUAUCAUAUGUGUGUGGCAACUUACAUCCACUGAGCCAUGGUUACUUUUUAUGUCAUUUUUGCCAUGUUUCAUCACAACUAUCCUUUUGAAAUUACUCCCACAACAUUAAAACUGUAUGAAAAUGGCAACCAUGAUUAAGCUCAGAUGUUGUUCAUCAAUUUCCAUGGCUACAAUCGUUAAGCUUAGAUGAUGUCUAUCUCUACUUUUUUUUGGCAUUUUUAUUUAUACUGACAAUGGCAAAUUAUUUUUUCACCGACCAUGCGAAAUUCACAAAUGGCCAGACGGCAAUAUGACCAUGCGUAGUUUUUCAGUGCUUCUUUUUUCAGUGAAAACUGAAAUGCUAUACAUUGUAAUAUGCUUUGACAUUGCAAUUUUAUUGGAUUUAGCACGG